AUGGUGCGCAUUGAACACAAUCACAGGGAACCCAAGAUAGAUCACUUCCAGUAUCUAACGCCACAAGAAAUGAGACUUUGGGUGUGCCUAAGGCAAUCCACAUAUAAUUUAGCCUGUUGGAGUAACAAUCAAAAACGUCUGCCGCUGGACAUCGCUGCUCAACAGCCGCCGGUAAUACUCCAAACUCCGUCGCUGCGGCCACGGACCGCCACCUGUUCCAGCUCCAUUCUUCGAAACCCUAACUCCGGCGUGCGCCUUCGCUUCGUCCGAGAAUCUACGGGACGAGAUCAGAGGAAACCAGGACUCGAGCGCCCCCAGAGGAAGUCUGUCAGCGCGUGCACGUAUUGUGCCGGACAAAUGUACGCGUACUGUAGUUGUUCGCCGACGCGUGUGCGGCUGAAAAGAGGCGGAGUGAAUGGCUGUGGUGUAGAGGGUGGCAGGGUAGAUGUAGGAGAGAAUUGGGCUAAAUUGGGCGGAAGACGACGGAGAGAGAAAGUAGGUGAGGGUGGGUUUCGUGGCGAAUGGAGGGAGUGA
Striga asiatica is the source of this 534-nucleotide messenger RNA. NCBI's taxonomy places the organism in Eukaryota, Viridiplantae, Streptophyta, Magnoliopsida, Lamiales, Orobanchaceae. The record is from the annotation of a GenBank genome assembly.